Messenger RNA from Vanessa atalanta (red admiral), 372 nucleotides. RefSeq lists its product as uncharacterized. The record is from RefSeq and is a predicted model, not a curated record. The transcript has 3 exons. The coding region runs from base 53 to 343 and encodes 96 amino acids. NCBI's taxonomy places the organism in Eukaryota, Metazoa, Arthropoda, Insecta, Lepidoptera, Nymphalidae.
GUGCCCAUGGUUGCAGAAAUGAUAAUGUUAGAUAAGGUUAAAAUUACUUGCAAUGCCCAUAUUACAGGUAGCUAUCGUUCUCGCUCUCAUCGGCAUGUCUCUCGCUCACCCAGCUCCAUCCGGCUUGGGUGGUUUAGCCUAUUCACCUCUGCUGUUGCCAUCCGCCGUAGAGUAUAGAUCCAGCGUUAUCAACCAUGGAGUGACCCUCCCACGUGUAACCCCUAUCAUUAAGCCCAUCAUCCUAACCCCUAUUAAACCUAUCAUAGAGCCCAUCAUUAAAACCCAAAUCAUUACACCUGUCAUCAAAUCCUAUUGGGGCGGAUUGGGAUAUGGCUUACACUAAAACAUAAGGUUGAAAUUCUUGCUUUCGAC